Molecule: messenger RNA, 255 nt
Organism: Cooperia oncophora
Lineage: Eukaryota; Metazoa; Nematoda; Chromadorea; Rhabditida; Trichostrongylidae
Source: the annotation of a GenBank genome assembly
AUGUUCUUCUGGUUGGUCCCGACAAUGAUGUCCUGUGGUUUCAGUGAGCCACUGAGAAAUCCCAAGUUCACCGAACGAGCUAUCGAUGUCAGUUGUUCUCCUGGAGCACAUUCGCAGCCUACAGUGGAAGAGAAUAUGGCAUCCUUUCUCAGCGUUGGCUGGGGUUUAAUGGCUGACAUUGACAUUGAGAGCGAGCGAUGGCGAAAGUCACUUGGAUCCAAUCGAUUCGUUCUUGGAGGUCUUAUCCGAGCUUUG